Dibothriocephalus latus is the source of this 378-nucleotide messenger RNA. The record is from the annotation of a GenBank genome assembly. NCBI's taxonomy places the organism in Eukaryota, Metazoa, Platyhelminthes, Cestoda, Diphyllobothriidea, Diphyllobothriidae.
AUGGGAGAUAACAACUUGAUCAUUCCUCUUUUGGCUUAUCCGGCCAUUGAGAACCUCCAAAUUCCGAAAAACAUUCAUCUUCCUCCAACUGAAGUUGGACAAACGGAUCGACUUUUAGAGCAGUCUCCUGACUUCUCCGUCAGUUCUCUCGACUUAGAAGUCCUGGCUGGCGAGGUUUCACUCGCCGAGGCCGAGCGUACACGUGCCCUGAGAGCCGGUACUAUGAGGGCCAUGAAGGAAUACCAAAGACGAAGAGCCAAACAGCUCACUUUAAAGGAGAUCCCGGCCGUCGAGCCGCACGGCGUGCUAUCCAUUACCCUGAUCCCUGCGUUCCCUCCCGAGGAGCAUUUGUUUAUUAGGCGCGUUGUCAUGGGAUAA